Messenger RNA from Cydia amplana, 3272 nucleotides. RefSeq lists its product as uncharacterized. Lineage: Eukaryota; Metazoa; Arthropoda; Insecta; Lepidoptera; Tortricidae. The record is from RefSeq and is a predicted model, not a curated record. The transcript is spliced from 2 exons. Bases 102 to 3236 code for a protein of 1044 amino acids.
CAGAGCCGGUUGUUUCACUUGUUUCACUUAAGUACUUGCAUAUACCUCACUGGCGACGAUCCGCGUCUUACCCGCGUGUGUAUUUAGAAAUAACCGUUAUAAUGGCUACUAAAACUUCUAUCGGAAAUUUAAGUCAGUUUGACCAUAAUACCCAAGAAUGGGAAAUUUUCAGUAGUCGUUUGAAGCAGUUCAUCGUUUUAAACGAAAUUAAAGAUGAGAUGAAGCAGGCAGUGCUACUGACACACCUGCAUGACGAUACAUACCGGCUAUUGAAGAACCUUGUGUACCCAAAAAAGGUAGAAGUCGUUGGGUACGACGAGCUGUUGAAGGUGCUCGACGGUCAUUUUACUCCGAAGAGGUGUACCUUCGCUGAUAAGAGCAAAUUCUACGAGGCAACGCGUGACGUGGGGGAGAGUGUCGAGAAGUGGGCGGCUAGGAUCAGAGGACUCGCCGUGCACUGCGAGUUUGGAACCUCGCUGGACAUGCUGCUGCUGGACAAGUUCGUGCUGGGGCUACGCGCCGGCAAGGAGCGCGAGCGACUCUUCGAGCAGGACGUCACCACGCUCACGCUGGCGAAGGCGAUGGAGCUGGCACAGCAGACGGAGUGUGCGCAGAAGGCGCGCGCAGACGCGGUGGCCGUGACCGUGAAGCAGGAGCCGGUGUACCGGGCGGGCGCGCAGCCGUCCGCCGGCCGCCGGGACCCCGAGGCGAGGACCUGCUCGGUGUGCGGUAUGAGGAGCCACGACGAGAGUAGGUGCCGAUACAAGUCCUACCGGUGCCAGCUGUGUGGUGAAAAAGGACACCUCAAGAAAGUGUGUACUUCCAAAAAGCAGUCCAAGUGUCGCGUGAACAAUGUUGAAGCGACAGAGUUCUCGGCAGAAGGUGGAGACUGUGAUAAUUGCCAGGAAUGUAAACUUCUAAGCUUAAGGUACGUUAACUAUAAGCCAAUAUUACUUAAUGUAUCUAUUAAUGACCUUGAAUUGAACAUGGAACUGGACUCGGGCUCCGGUGCUACCAUUAUUAAUGACAAAUUAUACAAAGAAAUGUUCCCUAAUGUUUCAUUAUAUAAAAGUGAUUUAAAAAUGUGUCUAUACAAUUAUCAUAAAAUAACGCCAAUAGGUUUUUUCGUUGCAAAAGUAAAAUUUAUGUUAAAAGAAAGACUUUUGAAAAUUUACGUUAUAAAAAACGGCGGUCCGCCAAUAUUAGGCCGUGAUUUUAUGACAAAGUUUAAUUUGUCAUUCACUGUAGAUAACAAAUUUGUUACAGAUGUAAACAUUAAUCAGAGCUCGAGUGAGGUAACAAGGUUGUUAAAUCAAUUUAGGAGUUUAUUCGAAGAAGGGUUGGGCAAAUUUAAUAAGUUCAAAGUCCACUUGCAAUUGAAAGAGAACGUUAAACCUAAGUUUUUCAAACCGCGGUCAGUUCCGUUUGCUCUAAAAAAACGGGUAGAGGAAGAAAUCGACCGGCUGGUAGAUUUAGGUAUACUCGUACCGGUUAAUUUUUCUGAAUACGCAACGCCUAUCGUGCCUGUUUUGAAGGAAAAUGGCAAAGUCAAAAUUGCAGGAGAUUUCUCGGUCACGUUAAAUAAAGACAUGGUUAUCGAUAAGUACCCGAUGCCGCGUAUAGAGGAGGUGUUUGCUAAAAUAGGCGGUGGUGAAAGUUACACGAAAUUAGACCUUAGCAACGCGUACAAUCAGUUCGUUUUGUCUGAUAGCUCUCAGGCGCUUACGACCAUUAGCACCACGAAGGGUCUUUAUAAAUAUACUAGGCUAGUAUAUGGUCUCGCCAACGGCCCUGCUAUUUUUCAACGCGCUAUGGAGUCGUUGUUGGUAGGUAUUGACGGAGUCAGCUGUUGGUUGGACGACGUGUGCGUAACGGGACCGACGAACGAAAUCCAUUUGGCGCGAUUGCGAGAGGUUUUGACUAGGUUUAGCGAUGCAGGUUUAAAGUUACAGAAAGAGAAAUGUGUUUUCUUAGGUGAUAGUGUAACUUAUUUAGGCUACGUUAUCAAUAAAAAUGGCUUACAAACGUCUCAAAAAAAGGUGGAAGCUAUUCACAAAGCACCAAGGCCGACUAAUGUAACGGAGGUAAAGAGUUUUUUAGGACUCGUAAAUUAUUACCGUAGUUUCAUACCGAACGCGUCGAACAUGUUAAGUCCUUUACACGAGCUACUGCGCGCGGAGGCCAAGUGGGAGUGGGGACGUUCACAAGAAGAGGCGUUUCAGGCAGUAAAAAAGGAGCUGGGCUCCGAGCGCGUGCUGGCUCAUUUUGACCCGGAGGCUCAGCCAGUGCUUAGUGUGGAUGCAGGACCUGGCGGGUUAGGUGCCCUUCUGGCACAACGCGACCCGGCAACCGGCGCCGAGCGCCCUCUCGCGUUCGCCUCGCGCUCGCUCAACGCUAGCGAGAGGAAUUACAGUCAACUUCAGAAAGAAGCGGCGGCAAUAAUAUUUGGUGUUAAAAAGUUCCACCAGUAUCUGUAUGGAAGGCAAGAUCCGUUCGUUUUAAAAACCGACCAUAGGCCUUUGUUGUCAAUUUUCGGCAAAAAUAACGGCAUUCCUGUCAUGACCGCUUCCCGGCUACAGCGUUAUGCAAUUAUUUUAUCAGCGUACAAUUAUAAGGUUCAGUACAUAAGUAGUGCGAAUAACCUCGUAGCUGAUUAUUUUUCUCGUGCGCCGUUGCCUAACAUGGAAAAUGAUGGCCAUAACGAAGAUAACGAUGACGUGUCUUAUUUAAAUUUUUUAGAUGAAAGUGUGACUCCCGUGACAGCUGAUAAAAUAAGACAGGCUACCGGAAAUGACACCACAUUAAAAAAAGUUUUUAAGUAUAUGAGUCUCGGUUGGCCGCGAAAGAUAAGCUGUGCAUCUAUUCUACCUUAUUUUAGAUGCAAAGCAGACUUACAAAUAGAUAAUGGUAUUCUUUUCCGCGGUCACCGGGUGGUUAUUCCGACAGUAUUUCGAGAUCAGCUGUUACGUGAAUUGCACACCGGACAUUUAGGUAUUGUCAAGACAAAAAGUAUCGCGCGCGGUAAGAUGUGGUGGCCUAACAUUGACGGCGAUAUCGAGCGCUGGAUCGGCUCAUGCGCCGCGUGCGUGGCCGUGCGCGCCGCCCCGCCCCGCGCCGCUCCCGCGCCCUGGCCGCGUCCUCCCUCUGCCUGGUACCGGGUCUUACAAUUAACGGUGGAGAAAUGUGGUGUAUUUGCAUGUGUGCGCCCGCACGCACACAGGCGCGGCUACUUGUAAUGUACAAUUACCAGUAAUAAACGAGCAUCUAUCAGA